This is a messenger RNA of Didymosphaeria variabile, 2391 nucleotides long. RefSeq lists its product as uncharacterized. Lineage: Eukaryota; Fungi; Ascomycota; Dothideomycetes; Pleosporales; Didymosphaeriaceae. The coding region runs from base 1 to 2391 and encodes 796 amino acids. The record is from RefSeq and is a predicted model, not a curated record. The transcript has 3 exons.
AUGUCUGGCUCCGAGCGGCCGCCGGAGCAAUCAGUACCAACCACAGGGCUAAAGCGCAAGCACAUGUCAGAUGAAGACCAGGAAGAGCUGGACCAGCUAGACGGCAUCUUCAAGCGCAUCAAGACUGCUGUGCCCCGCGCGCCGUACAUACUCUCCACGCCCUCCCUCAACCCAUAUCGAUACCACUCAUCGCACGAGUCGCGCGCAUGGAUGCUGGGACACUUGUUCAAGUACGAGGAGGAAUAUCUACAGUACCGGACCUAUGUCUUUCGCGAGCCCUACCGGGACUGCUUCACCCUCCAGCCCGGUGAAGACGACGAGCCUGAGGCCCCCCGACCAAAGUCACAGUCGUCGAAUGUGGCCAGUCAAGGACCCAAGAAGAAGAUCAGCCUUGCCGACUACAAGAACAAGCAGGCCAACGGCGCCAGUGCGCCUGGCUCCAAGAAGGUUUCCCCGGCCCUGCAACCCACCAAGCCUAAUGUUGCCCAAACCAAUGGAGUGAAAACUUCACAUGCGCAAGUUCCGGCGCAUGAAUUGGAUAAGCAUGAAUUGGCGCAAUCGAAACGACCUGAGAAGAAAAUACCCGAGAAACCGGACAAGCGCGACCGAGCCGAAUCUUCUGCGUCAUCAUCAUCACAAAAGCCUGAGUCCGCAGAGUCCAAGAUCAACAUUGACAAGUCUGGCCCAUCUUCCUCGACGCCUCACGGUCUGCCGCCGCUGUUGUCACCAGUUGACCCACCCCUGAGUAACCCGCAUGGGCUGCCCACCCUUCUUUCACCUACACUUCCCCCGAGAAUUCUGGAAGAGCUCGACAGGAUAGAAACGUCACGGAAACGAGCGGACUCCAAUACUUCGACAUCAUCAUCCGAUCGCACCAAGAGUCAAAACUUGCACGUACCCGAACGUACUGCAUCGAAGAAGCCCGCUGCCACGCAGGCCGGCGAGGGUUCUCAAAGUGUCUCUCGAGCGAGGUCGAUAUCAACUAACGGGAAGUCACCGAACGAAGAUAUUGCCGACCACAGCGAGGACCACGCGCCCAGCACCAAGCCCAGCCUCAUUGUCAAGCUCAAAUACACGAAGAAGUCACGAGAGACUAUCAAAAGGCUGCUUGCUCUCCCAGCGAAAAGAGAAGGACCCGUUGCUCGCAAGGAGCGUGAUGAGCAGUCACAGAAGUCGGCGUCACAAAGCAAGGCUUCAGAUAGUGUCGAGAAGAAACCCAAACCAAUACCGAAAGUCGCGGCUCGGCGCCCUGAGUCAUCUGCGACCGCCCCCAAGGUCCCCGUACCAUCAAUCAAAGUUACUGAAAAGCGACCGCGGAGUGAAGAUGAUGCGGCUCAAGCAUCACCUGUACCAACGAAACGUCAGAGGUCAUCUACGGUACCGUCCCAACAGGACCGCCCUAUAACUCCCAGAGACCAGAUUACCUCCUCGCCAGCUACAUCAGCUAAACCAAGCGCGCAAAAGAGCUCAGGCUCGCUCGUCACACCUCGCAAAGACCUAAAGGCAGUCAACAUGCUUCGAACGAACUCCACAGAAAGCCAACAUUCCACUCCCGGAAGGUCAGGUGUGACGCCCGUAGGCUCACGUCUUGAUCCUCAGGCGUCUACAUCAGUACCGCCACUGGGAGGCAAGAAGUCAAUGGACAUUUCGUUAUUACAACAAUCAUCUAUGAAGUUGAACCAGAUGGGACGGUCACUGAAGCACGAAGGCCAGAAGCUGGAGCGCGACAAAGCAGGCAAACUUACCAAGGCAGACCAAAAGCACGCCGCCGUCAUUGGUCUCGAGUGCAUCCUCUCCUACAUGGCUGCCUACCACGCCCAAGACCAAUCCCUCCAGCUCCGCGGCCGCCCCGCCGAAGUCGAAGGCACCUGGAAAACCCUCCUCCCGCUCUGCUCCUCCUACGGCCGCCUCACAAAAGACUUCACCCACCUCGACGGCUUCCGCUCCUGCCUCGGCGCCGUCAUCGCAGCAAACAUCUGCACCCUCGUCGCGCCUCGCGCUCCGAACCCCAAAGCCCACGACUCCCCUCACGAACUCUCCGUCGCCGAACUCACUAAGCAACACAGCCAGCUCACCGAAAACCUCGGUCUCCUGUCCGACCACUACCAGAAGCUCCUCCGACACACUCAAGACGCGCGGUCUGCGCUCCCAAUGGAAGAGAUGGAAAAGACAUAUACCAAAACCUGGGCCGGCGCAGAGUGGAACACCAAGCUAUCCAAGGUACCCGAGAAAGUCAACGCUUCAAAGCUAUCCGGCCCGUACUUUCUGCCUAUCCAGAACGACACCACGCCCAUCCAGGCGGUGCGCUUCGGGCUGAAGUUUCUGGGCGAGUACUGCGAGAAAGAGAAGAUUGAGCAUCGGUUGAAAAUCAGUUUGGAUAGGGCUGAGUGA